UGUGCUUUUUUUAAAUUCGAGUGACAGAGUUUUGUGUUUUCUUCGAUUUUUUGUUUGUUUUUAAAAGUUGUUGAAUAGAUAUAAUUAUGGCUAAAAAUAAUAAGAAAAAAAUUCAAUCAAAACCAUUUCGACGAACAUUAGUAUUGGAUAAACCGAUCAAAACAAAUUGGAAGAAAAAAAUGCAAUUAAAACAAACCAGCAAACAAAUUAAAUCAUUGGAAAAUGAAUUAAAAUCCGAAACUAAACGAUUGAUUCAGGAAAAACAACAAAGACGUAAAGAAAAUCAACAACGUCGUGAAGAGAAUACAAGAAAAGCUGAAAUUGUACAAAUAAUACAGAAUAAAAAUAAAUUAAAAAAACUUAAAGGAUCAAGAAAAUUGAGAAAAGUUUAAACAAUAUAUUCUUUUCAUUUCAUUUCAUUUUUUUGUUUU
Messenger RNA from Dermatophagoides pteronyssinus (European house dust mite), 431 nucleotides. RefSeq lists its product as uncharacterized. Gene Ontology annotation, cellular component: nucleolus. The record is from RefSeq and is a predicted model, not a curated record. Lineage: Eukaryota; Metazoa; Arthropoda; Arachnida; Sarcoptiformes; Pyroglyphidae.